Mobula hypostoma (lesser devil ray) is the source of this 4465-nucleotide messenger RNA. It is a transcript of the gene tbk1, whose product is annotated as TANK-binding kinase 1. The coding region runs from base 148 to 2340 and encodes 730 amino acids. The record is from RefSeq and is a predicted model, not a curated record. Lineage: Eukaryota; Metazoa; Chordata; Chondrichthyes; Myliobatiformes; Myliobatidae. Gene Ontology annotation, cellular component: cytoplasm. The transcript has 21 exons. Gene Ontology annotation, molecular function: ATP binding; protein serine/threonine kinase activity. Gene Ontology annotation, biological process: peptidyl-serine phosphorylation.
CCGGAACUUCCCGCGUCGCUCCUGCCGCUGCCGGACUCUGGAGGCUGCUGCACCCGGAAGCGGGGAGGAGAGGCUGAAAUUGGAAGCAAGCAGUUCGGAGCGGAGUCAGGAGCUUUCUGAAGAGAAGGGAUUUCAAACGCUUCAGACAUGCAGAGCACAAAGAAUUACUUGUGGCUCAUCUCCGAUAUCCUCGGCCAAGGAGCCACAGCUAACGUGUACCGUGGCCGCCACAAGAAAACUGGUGACCUGUAUGCCGUCAAAGUGUUUAACAACAUUAGCUACCUGCGGCCAAUUGAAGUUCAGAUGCGGGAGUUUGAAAUCCUUCGGAAGCUGAACCACGAGAACAUUGUACAACUCUUUGCUGUAGAAGAGGAGAAUGCCACUAGGAACAAGGUGCUUGUUAUGGAGUUUUGCUCUUGUGGAAGCCUGUACACUGUUCUGGAAGAGACGGGGAAUGCAUUUGGUCUGCCAGAAUCGGAGUUCUUGAUUGUAUUGCGAGAUGUGGUGGCCGGUAUGAACCAUUUGCGAGAGAAUGGAAUAGUGCACAGGGACAUCAAGCCUGGGAACAUCAUGCGUGUGAUUGGGGAGGACGGGCAGUCCGUGUACAAGCUCACUGACUUUGGUGCUGCCCGAGUGCUGGAGGACGAUGAGCAGUUUGUCUCGCUCUAUGGAACGGAGGAGUAUUUGCACCCAGAUAUGUAUGAGCGAGCUGUACUGAGAAAGCCUCAUCAGAAGACGUAUGGAGCAACAGUGGACCUGUGGAGCAUUGGAGUCACGUUUUACCAUGCAGCCACUGGCAGCCUCCCUUUCAGACCGUUUGAAGGACCCCGCAGGAAUAAGGAAGUGAUGUACAGAAUAAUUACCGAGAAACCCUCUGGAACGGUAUCUGGAGUUCAGAAAUCAGAGAACGGACCAAUAACUUGGCACCGCGAAUUACCAGUAUCUUGCAACCUUUCUAGAGGCCUGCAGUCUUUGCUGACGCCAAUCCUGGCGAAUAUCCUCGAGGCUGACCAGGAGAAGUGCUGGGGAUUUGAUCAGUUCUUCGCGGAAACCAAUGACGUUCUGCACCGAAUCGUGAUCCACGUCUUCUCUCUGCAGCAAGUCACGUUGCACAAGAUUUACAUCCAAGGCUACAACACGGCCCAUGUGUUUUCUGACUUGGUCUAUAAGCAGACGGACGUCGCACCCGAUCUUCAGGAGCUGAUGUUUGAGGGCCGAUCUCUCGAGCUUGAUCCUAAUGUACAAGCCCAACAUUUCCCCAGAACGUCUGAGGAUAAUCCUCUGUUUCUUACCAGCAGAGAAACUGUGAAUGUAAUUGGGCUGAUCUUCGAGGAACCCUGCCUUCCAAGCUUGCAUCCUCGUUAUGAUUUGGACCUCGAUGCCUCCUGUACAAAGAACGUUAAAGGUGUUGUAUGCCAAAUACGAAAGCUAGCCGCCUCGCUGCUGCACUAUCAGGAACUGGUGCGGAAGGGUGUCCGAUGGUUAAUUCGGAUCAUCAUGGACAAUUUUCGUGAGACUUUACACAAGAAGACUGAAGUGAUUCUGAAGCUAAAUUACUGCAUCACCACUGUGGAAAGAGCCAGGAAUGUGUACAACAGUUUGCUGCAGACAACCAUACUGCCAUCAGAACUGAAUGAAAUUCCCGAAAUUCACAACAAGCUUCUCCGUUUGGCAGGUUCCCUGGAUUCCAUUAACCACAGUCUGAAGGACAUUGAAGGUGCAUUGUUGCCUGGUAGUCAGCUGUCAGAUCACUGGACGUAUCAAACAGGGACACACCCGGAGGACAAAAACAUUGAGAAACUUCAGGUUCUGCUGGACUUGAUAACUGAAAUCUAUAUUCAGUUCAAAAAGGAUAAAGCAAUGCACAAACUGCCUUACAAUGAGGAACAGAUUCACAAAUUUGAUAAGCAGAAAAUGUGGCGUCACGUUGUUAAAGCCAUGUCCUUGUUCAAGGAUGAAUGUUUUGCAAAAUACCAAACUUUUCUUGACAAAGCGGACGACUGGAUGAAGAAGAUGCAUUUUCUGAGAAAGCAGAUGCUGAACGUCACUAACCAGUUUGUAAACAUCGAGCAGGAAGUACUCACCUAUCAAGAGCACAUCAAAAAGCUGCAGGAGCUGCUGCCUCAGAAGUCCGUCAUGGUGAUGUCCGGUGACUGGAAAGCACCAGUAUCGCACUUUAACCCCAGCCAGAACACGCUGAUGGAAAUGACCAUCGGGAUGAAGAAGUUGAAAGAGGAGAUGGAAGGCGUUGUUAGGGAGCUUGCAGAGAACAAUCACAUCCUGGAGAGGUUUGGAGCACUGACCGUGGACGGGGGAAUUCAGAGUCCCGAUCGACUCUAGGUGAAUCGCCUGACUGUGUAUAAUCCAACUGGGUCCACCAGUUGAUGCAGUGUUCAAAAGCACUCCCUGCUGUCCUCAAUUCCACUCUGUAAGGCUGUCUAAUGAGAAAUUAAAUUCCACAAAUGAACACAAGAUCAAAUACUCCGCAUGGAGGCAAAAAUGUGAAUCUCAGAAAGAGACACAAGAGACCAGAGAUGCUGAAAUCUGGAACAACUCAUAGAGUUGAGCAGCAUCUUUGGGAGGGAAAGGAUUUGUCAACAUUUCAGUUGGAAACCCUGCAUUAGAAUCUCCAAAUUUUGUCCUGGUAACAUUGACUGUUUACUCCUUUCCACAGAUACUGCUUCACUUGCUGAGUUCAACACUUUGUGCGUCUUGGUCUGGAGUUCCAUCAUCUGCAGAAUCUCUUGUGCUCUGACUUUUUUUUCUUUUUGUUUUUAUUUGUGACAUUUUAAUUCUCAUUAUUCCCUAUACCCUGUCAUUUGGACAGAGGUGAAAGUUUCCACUGUGACUACUUGCCCCCCUGAUGUUGUGCGGGAUGUACUAUCUUAUUGUCACUUCAGAGGCACUCUUGUUCAGUACGAUGUCUUGUUUCCCCCAGUUUGUGACACCUGCUUACGUUUAUUCAGAGUCUGCAGAAGCUGAGUUGCCCAGUCUGUGAAGUACUGAAGCCAAAGAGUAACAUCUCGUACUUGAGAAUGGGAAUCACCCUGGGGUGUGCUGUUAAAUAAAAUUUAACCCUGACCCAGCUGAGGAGAUACUGCCUCUACAUGUUAGAGAUAAGUUUCAUGAAGCAUAAUGAAGUAUCAUGGUUGAGAGGUUUAGAGAAGGAAUUUCUGAGCUUAGGACUUGGUCAUUUUAAGCUAAUACUUCAGGGUAACUCACAAAAUGCUGGAGGAACUCGGUAGGUCAGGCAGCGUCUAUGGAAAAAAGAAGUACAGUUGACGUUUCGGGCCAAGACCCUUCAUCGGGACAUUGGAUAGGGUAGGACUCUGAAGGAGCUUUGGCCUGAAACAUCGACUGCUUAUUCCCCUCCACUGGCGCUGCCUGGCUGCUGAGUUCCUCUAGCAUUUUAUGUACGUUGCUCUGGAUUUCCACCUUUUGCAGAAUCUCUUGUGUUGAUGAAGCGUCUGAGAGGGCAGAAUUGUAGGAACACAGAGACUGAUUUGACGUGAGGCAGAAUGAGUAAGAUGACCUCAGAGGGAGAUGAAAACAAGGAUGAGGAGAUUAAACUAUGGGUGUUGCCUGACUGGAUCCCAGGACUUGGAAUGGUAGAUGGAAAUGGUGGAAAAUGAGGGGAAGGUGGCAGGAGGUAGAGAGCAGUGACCAGGGCACGCACCUGACUCUGCCUCUUUCCAAGUAUUCGCUUGGUGCCACUGGAAGUGACCACGUUGGAUUUUCAGGAUCAUUUAUAUAGGAUGCUUUCUGAACUUCCUUGGGACUCUCUUUGCAAAUAUUCACUUUAGAUAAGUUAUUUGCUGCAGCUGACAAAAAGUUACAUUAAACACAAUAUCUAAAUGACAUUAAAUGACUGGAAUUUGAAGGCUGACUGUAUCUUUGUAAACAGUGUAAAUACAGUCCUCUUUCCUGUAUAUGUGCCUGUGUAUAUAUUGUAAAUACAUGUAUGCGUAAUGUUAUGUUUCUAUCUACUAUUGAGCAGAUUCGGCUGUCUGGGUGAAAAAAGCAGAGUUUAUUUUGAAAUAGGAAAACCUGAUGCUAUUAGCAGAUUUAUAGAAAUGAGAAUGAAUUCCUCAAUUCCAAAAGCUGUCUUGUCUCUUCCUUAAAAUCAAGUCAUACUUAUAAGUGAAAGUAGAAAAGCACUUUUCCCUUUUCCGUGAAAUUAAGCAAUUAUAUUUAAAUCCUAAUGACCAAGAACACAUUCAGUAGUUUUGUUUCUGGGAUUGUGUUGGUUUUGAAAUAAAGCUGUGCCAAACUGGUACGUCUUCUAAUACUGUCUGGAUUUUGAUCUUGAAAUGUCUCCUUCUGACUUACAAAAGAACCACAUAGUGAUGGUAGUUACAUUUUGCAACAAGAUAAUGCAAAGAGUGUAUUUUGCAAUCUGUAAUGUCUAUUUGUUGUAUACAAUGUAUGAUGAGAAAUCGUGUAUAAGUAUUAAAAAUAUCACGUG